AUGUCAGCUGCAACGGCCGUACAUAGCAACAAUGGUGACAAUCACAAGAGACAUCCGGAUUUAAUACCGACAUCAUCACCUAUAACCGCAUCUAGCCCCUCACCACUUACCUCAGACCCCAACACUCACGAAACAUCAAACCCAUCCACUCAACAACAGCAAACACUAGGUAAAAUCCCCGGCCGUCUGUUAUUCGGCUACACCUGUAAACGAUGUGACUCGCGCCAAUACCGCACAAUGUCUAAAGACGCUUACGAGAAGGGUGUCGUGAUUAUCAAGUGUGGGGGGUGCCAGUCGCUGCAUCUUAUUGCAGACCAUCUGGGAUGGUUUGAUACAACGAAAAAGAUUGGAACUAUAGAAGAUAUAUUGAAGGAACAGGGGAGGGAGGCUGAUAUUACGCGGUUGAAGGCUGGGACUGAUGAUGGGGAGAUGGAGUGGCUGCCAGAUGCCAUGCGAGAGGCGGCUAAUGAGACUGUUGGGACGGUGCGCGAUGGUGUCGCUGUGGAUAAGAAGACGUAG
Synchytrium microbalum is the source of this 519-nucleotide messenger RNA. RefSeq lists its product as uncharacterized. Gene Ontology annotation, molecular function: zinc ion binding; protein-folding chaperone binding. NCBI's taxonomy places the organism in Eukaryota, Fungi, Chytridiomycota, Chytridiomycetes, Synchytriales, Synchytriaceae. Gene Ontology annotation, biological process: protein stabilization; protein import into mitochondrial matrix; protein folding. The record is from RefSeq and is a predicted model, not a curated record. The coding region runs from base 1 to 519 and encodes 172 amino acids. The transcript has 2 exons. Gene Ontology annotation, cellular component: mitochondrion.